This is a messenger RNA of Meloidogyne enterolobii, 6387 nucleotides long. NCBI's taxonomy places the organism in Eukaryota, Metazoa, Nematoda, Chromadorea, Rhabditida, Meloidogynidae. The record is from the annotation of a GenBank genome assembly.
AUGUUGCCAGAAUCUUUGGUUUAUCUUUUGACUAAGGCAACAGCCCUCGUUUCUGUUAUCUUUGAUGAAACAACCCCAACAAUUAAGCCUUUCUUCGAUCGUCAACAAUUUAAUUUUGAAGUUGAUUUGUCUAAUCUAAAACAUUUUCCAACAUUUUUGGGGCAAAUCCAAGCAGAAAUAAAAACAAAUAAAACGGAAUUGACAGAAAUUCCUUUAAUUAUUUAUUUAAUUGAAGAACAAAAAAAUGAAAUUAAAAUAAUUGAAAAUAAACAAAAAGAAGUUGUUGAAGCUAUACAAAUAUCCCCAAGUGAUUUAUUUAGUAUUGGACGUGAAAGUGGAAAAAUACAUUUAAUGAGGAAACCAACGGAAAAUGAAUUGAGUAAAAGAGAAGGAAUUAAAUUUAAAGUGUUUGCUUGUUCUAAUUACCAAACACAAAAAUAUCAACAACAACAAAACCAUAACAAUUGUUCUGAAGCAGUAGUUAAUGUUAUAUUUUUAUCAGAAUUAAUUGAAAAUAAACAAAAAAGAAUUGAAAAUCAAAAAAUAAUUGAAGAAACAACAUUACAAACAUUUAUCAGUACAACAUCUCCCUCAUCUAUUUUAUCUCCUCCAACUUCUACUAUUUCACUAAAUCAAUCAAUUAAUAACCAAAAUAAUGAAAUUCUUGAAUUUAUUCCUCUUCCAAAAAAUAUUUUUUUAGCUCCAACCAAAGCACCUGGUUCUACAAUUAUUAAUUUGUCUGUGCGUAUUCAUGAUCCAAAUGAUGGAAAUUGGCAUUUAAUUCCAAAUGGAAUAGGAGGGAAUAAUCAACAAAAUAAUCAAAAUAUGCCCUCCAACUUAAAUUAUUGGAUAGAAGGUGAAGGGGAAAACUUAUUUACAAUUUAUGGAAAUUCUUUACUUCUUAAAAAUCCCUUAAAACCUGGCCAAUUCGAUAUUAAUUUACGUGCCCGUCUUCAACGUAAAGGGAAAAUUUAUGUUGCUGAACAUAAACUUAGAAUUAUUGUUAUUGAUGAUGAAUUGCCUCAAUUAUAUCCUGUUUUUGAGAAAAUUAGUCAUGAAUUUAAUAUCGACCCAGAAGGCCAUUUCCCCGUUGUUUUCCCUCCAUUAAAUGCUUCCUUGGCAGGUGGUGGAAGCGAAAAUAUUCGUUUUAAUCUUUUCCCUGCUCGAAGUAAUGACCCAACAGAUGGAAUAGAAAUACAUCCAAAAACUGUAAAAUUUUUAAAAAAUAUUUCUAAGAAAAUUAUUUUGAAGGGACAAAUAAGAGUUCGCCGUUCAUUUCUUCGCCAUUUCCCUUCCGGAAAGGGUGGAGAAGUUUUUCUUGUAGUUAGAGCUGUUAAUCAAGCAUUAAAUGAUAAACAACAAAAAUAUUUUUCUGAUGCAAGUAUUUCAAUAAUUAUUAAACAAAAAUUAAUUCCGCCAUUAAAAUUCGAAUCUACCUUGUAUCGUUAUAUUUUAUCUGAACGUCAACCAUCUGGAAGUAUUUUAGAGAAUGGCCCUCCAAUUAGAAUUUUAGAACCUAAUUUACAUUCAAAUAUUAGAAUUAGACUAGCAACCUCUCCACAAACUGUUUGGGCGCUUAAACAUUUUGGAUUAAUGCCUAACGGGUCUUUAAUGUUAAAAGAAGAAGUGGAUAUGGAAAAAAUGUUGGAUAAAAGUCAAGGGUUAAUAAAAAUGGAGUUAAUUGACAACAACGAACAUAUCCCCGUAUUUACACCCCUUUUCCCUAAAUUUUAUUUACAACCAGAAAAUCUUUUUGCCGGCCAUCCAAUUGGGAAAUUGUCUGUUAAAGAUGAGGAUUUUACUGAUAGACAAGGAGAUACACUUGCAUUUAGAGCAAUUUCUGAUCAAAAUGCAGCAUUGCCUGGUGUUUACACUCUUCUUGUUGAAGUUCAAGAUUUUGGUGGUUUAAGUGCUCGUACAACGGCCACUUUUAUUUUAUUAAAUUAUGGAGAGAAAUUUACAUCGAUACAACCAGGAAUGGCGAAAGGAAUUUUGGACGAGAAAGGCACUACAGUCGAGUUUCCACUUCCGCCAGUUGAUUUAGAAGGAGAAGAAAUUAAAGAACAAUACACAAAAAUAAUUGCUAGUUCUGGAGGAGGAAAUAAUUUAGCGCCAAUUUUCUCAGUACGUGAUUCAAUCGACUGGGAAAAUAUGAGAAAAAUUGAUAAAAAUAUGUCACAAAAUCUGAAUUUUGUUUUGGAAGAAAAUAAUUAUAAAGAGUUAUUUCGAAUGGAUAAACAAAGUGGACAAUUAUUUUUGGAAGAAAAUAAAAAUUUGUUAGAUAAACAAAAGGAAGGAGGAGGAAAUGAUGAUAAUGAAUAUGAAUUGAGAGUUAGAGUGGAAAGUCCGAUGGAUGAAGGUGAAAAAAAGAAAAACGGAAAAGAUUCAAAUCCACGUAUUCUUCUUCGUCGUGUUUAUACCGUUCGUCUCGUUCCAAGUAUUGCUGUAGGCAUUCAAUCAAAUAAUAAUAAAUCCUCUACGAAUGAAGUUAAUAUUGAAGAAAGUACAAUUCCGACAACUGAAAGUUCAUUUACCCAAUUAUUUUCAACAAAUUCUAAUAAUAUUACAACACUUUCUGACGAGGAAUUCUUAAAAACAACUUUUUCAUCAUCUUCAGUUUCCCCUGCAUUCUUAGAAAGUAGUACAGCUGAAGAAAUAACAACAAUAAUUAAUCAUGAAUUUACUAAAGAAUUAAUUGAAGAAACAACAACAUUAUUAACAAAUCAAGAAGAAUUAGCAACAACAACAACAAAUAAUUUAGAAGAAGAAUUUUCUCCUUCCACAACUUUAAAAGUUCCCUCUGCCCGUCCUUUAGAAUUUCCCCCAACAUUCUCCACAAAAAUACCAACAAAAUCUUCAACUUCCCCCUCAAAAACAUUUUCUACUUUUUCUACUCGCCAACAUUCAAAAACAACAGAAAAGAUCAAUUUUGCCCUUCCUCGUUAUCAUUGGCUCUUAAAUAAUCCAACAAAUAAUGUUUUGAUUGGAAAAUUGGAUGUAAUUGAUUAUUCAAAUAAAGAAGAAAUGUUAAAUAAAGUUGAAAUGAUUAUUGAACCUCCACAAUUUAGGCAAUGGUUUAAAGUAGAUUCUGAGACUGGCAAUCUUUAUUUAAAUGAAGUACCUGAAGGGUUAUAUGGACGUCAAAGAGCAGAAUUUCGAAUAAAUUUAAUUGUUCACAAUUCAUUAAUGGGAGAGACAAGUGUAACUGUUGAUUUAAAUUUACCUUCAAAUGAAAAUAAACAAAAAGAAAAAAAUGUUGAGAAUAAUAAUCAGUUAACAACAACAACUAAAACAACUCUAGAGACAACAAUAGAAAUUUCUGAAGGUUCUGAUCAGGAGGCAACAUCACUAACUGAACUAGACAAUAUUCACCGCUUUACAGUGAGUGUAUCUCCAAUGCAUUUUGCUAGCACCACAAACCUAGGGGAGAGGGAAGAAGAAACUGAAGCAACAACUGAAAUUGUUAAAUUUACUCAAAAAUCGAAAGGACAACAAAAUUUAAAGUUUGGAUCCCCUGAAUUUCGAGCAAUGCUUCCUGAAGGGCGUUAUGGCAAUAGUGGGGCACAAUUAACUCUUAGACCAUAUCCCCUUUCUACUGGAAUGCCAAAAGGAAUUCAAUAUUCAAUUAUUGACAAUGAAGAAAUAAAUAAUUUGGGACAAUCACCUUUACCUUUUUUUGUGCAUAGUGAUAGUGGAGAUUUGGUAGCUUUUGCUGAAAUUGAUCGUGAAGAAAAGUCUGUAUAUCGAUUUAAAGUUAAGGCUUUUGACCCCUCAACUAAUCAAAAUGCCGAAACUCUAGUUACUGUCCAAAUACUCGAUGUAAAUGAUAAUUUUCCACACUUUUUGGAGCCUUUAAUUUGGACUAUACCAAUAGCAAGAAAUACUCCAUAUAAUACACAAUUAGCAACUUUCCAAGCUAAAGACAAUGAUGAGGGUUCUCAUGGGCGUGUGCAUUUUAAAAUAGAAAAAGAUUCAAGCGGUGGAUUGUUUUAUAUUGAUGGUAGAAGUGGACAAUUGUUUUUGACAAAGAAUGUGCCUGCUGAGAAUGUUGAUCCUCGAGAUCAAUUCGAAAUAAUAAUUUCUGCAUUGGAUGGUGGCCGUCCAUCCCUCCGUACCGAACAUCAUAUUAGAAUUGAAGUUUUCCCCGAAGGAAAUGAAUUUGCUGCUCCAGAAUUUCUUCGUCCUGAAUUUAAUGCUGGAAAUAUUAGUGGGGCUGCUGCACAAAAUGGAACUUUUAUUUUUCAAGUAACUGCUGGAACUUCUAAACAAAUUUGUUAUGAAUUGAUUGACCCUCCAAUAGCUAAACUUUUCGUUAUCGACUCGAAUAACGGACAAAUUCGGAUGGGGAGACGCCCCUUAGAUUCUGAACGUGGCCAUCAAUGGUUGUUGAAUAUUAGUGCAUUUGAUUGUCAACAAAAAGAGCAUCAACAUGGACUACAUUGGGCAUUUACAACGGUAAAAGUCCAAUUAGAACAAUUACCAAACGAAAUUAUUCAAACAACAACAACAAUUGGAAUAACUAAAGGAGAAAUAGAUUCAGAAACAAAUAUAAAAGAGAAUUGCCAUUUUUCUCAAAAAGUUUACAAUACUGAAAUAACAGAAAAUACACAAGGAAAACAAAAACUUUUAAAUUUAAAUAUUAUUGGAAAUUGUGAAAAUCAGCAAAUUCAUUGUUUAUUAAAUCAAAGCAAUGAAGCAUUUGAAUUAAAUGAUGAAAUUAAUGAAAAUAAUAACAAAUAUUGUGAAGUUUUUGUUGUUCAAUCCCUCGAUAGAGAAAAGAAAUCUAUUCAUUUUUUGGUUGUUAAUAUAAGUAUUGAAAGUCAGGAAGGUAAAGCUUCUGUUAAUGAAAUACAAGUUGAUUCUUCUGAAUUAACAACAAAAAAAGUGGGGAAUGAUGAGGAAGAAUUACAAAAAAGAUUAAAAAGAAAAAAUGGAAUUAAUAAUAGAAUUAAACAAAAUAAUUUAAAAGAAGGCCGAGAAGUGGCUUUUAAUGGAUUAGUUGAACAAAUCAAAUCAAAGCUAUCAGACAAUCAAGCAUUAAUUGUUGUAAGAGUUAUUGAUCAAAAUGAUAAUGAACCUAAAAUUAAUCAUUUAACAUCUGACGGACAAAUUGUUUUUGCUGUGGAUUGGCAAACUCCAGUACUUCAACCUAUUGGACGUAUUCAAGCCUUUGAUCCUGAUGAACAGCCUAAACAAUUACAAUUUUAUUUAGAAGGAGAUAAUUCUAAAUUAUUUUCUAUUAAUUCAAGUUCUGGUGUUAUUCAAUUAAUGAAAUCUUUACAAAUAGAAAAUUCUGAUGAAUAUUAUUUGAGUGUUAGUGUUAGUGAUGGAGAACAUACAAUACAAACACCUUUAACUAUUUAUAGACUUCAAUUAGGAACGAAUAUUGCUCUUUUAGUAAUAAAUAAACCGGUAGAUCAAGUAGAUGUACUUAAUGUUGUUAGACAUUUAAAUGCACUUCUCCCUUCUUUGGAUGUUGAUGUUCUUGUUAAACAAGUUUAUAUUGGAGAAAAUGGAUUGGCUGAUCCAAAACGAACUCAUUUACUUGUUUAUGCCCAAGACAAACAAACAAGAAUACCUUUGCCUGCUAAUAAAUUAAAAGAAUUGUUAGAAUCUUCCCUCGCUCAAUCAGUCUCUUCCGACACAAAUUCCCCUUCUAUUCCAAAUCUCAAAAUUUCUGAUUCUCCUUUACAAUUCUUGGCAAGUGUUCAAGUUCCGGAUUAUGGUGUUUGGAGUUCAACAGCUCCCUUCAGAUUAAAUCCAACUGAAAUUAUUUUAUUGUCUGUCAGUGCAUUUUUGGUAUUCGGAAUUUGUACAAUGCUUUAUUUACUUUUGCGAAAACAAGAAUUGAUAACAAAAUCUGAUUUGGAAUAUAUGGUAGACAGUCAAAUAGCUGGUCCUCGGCCAUAUAAUGUUGAAUUAAUAACACGUAAAGCUAUGCAAAAUGCUCAAAAUGCUACACUUAGAUUGCCUGAACCUGUUGAGGAUUGCACUUUGACGCCAGAAUCUCGCGCAACAAUGCUUGCUUCUUCGGGUAUUUAUAGCGGCGGCAAUUUAGGAGGUCCAUUAAGAAGAACAAAUCGUGUAACAACAACAGAAUCAUCUUUAUCAGAGGAAGGAACACCGCCACAAUUUUCUCGUUCAAAUAUGUCAAAUGAACAAUUAAUAAGAGGCCAAGGAGGAUUAUAUGGAAGAAAUGGAGACCCUGAAGAACCAGAAUAUUCUCCAACAAUUCCUCGACAUCAAAGAUUACAAAAUAAUUAUGAAUCUGGUGAACAAAGCCCGGAAACUAUGAGGAGUGAAGCAGAAGAAAUAAAUGUUUCACCUCCAGAGGAAUGUCCUCCACCCCCACCUUCAAGUAGUCCUCCAGAAUUAAAUGGAAAAUAA